Molecule: messenger RNA, 570 nt
Organism: Haemonchus placei
Lineage: Eukaryota; Metazoa; Nematoda; Chromadorea; Rhabditida; Trichostrongylidae
Source: the annotation of a GenBank genome assembly
UUUCUUCAUGACCAUUCUAUUUCAGGUUAUCCAUCGGCUCCAUCCUUUUCGCUGGAACCAUCCAUGUACACCUAUGAUCCGUCAUCAAAUUUCCACGCGGGAACGAUUACAUCCGGUAGGUGCUCACAUCGAAGUACUGGAGAUUUACUGAACUUAAGGGUGUUUUCAUUCGAAGGAUCUUUUACAGGAAAGCGUAAGAAGCGUAAGCGACGAGUUCUGUUCACCAAAGGUCAAACGUAUGAAUUGGAGCGACGGUUCCGUACGCAAAGAUAUCUGAGUGCACCUGAACGCGAACAGCUUGCCAUGCAAAUUCGACUCACACCUACUCAAGUCAAAAUAUGGUUUCAAAAUCAUCGAUACAAGACGAAGAAGACCAUCCAAGAAAAGGGCCUCAACCCUGGCCUUCUCAGCUCAUCACCAUCAUUCACGCCCGCUACUACCGCUUUUGCUACACGAAGGUACCUUUCAAUCCUUUUUUAUUUCGCUCUAUUCGAAAUCUCGGGAUACAUGGGAAGCCAUACAGAGCCAGGGGAUGUUCAAUCCACACCGAUCGCUCCUCAGAAGCUGUAG